This is a messenger RNA of Cyprinus carpio (common carp), 3293 nucleotides long. It is a transcript of the gene ano9b, whose product is annotated as anoctamin 9b. NCBI's taxonomy places the organism in Eukaryota, Metazoa, Chordata, Actinopteri, Cypriniformes, Cyprinidae. Gene Ontology annotation, biological process: chloride transmembrane transport. Gene Ontology annotation, molecular function: chloride channel activity. The record is from RefSeq and is a predicted model, not a curated record. Gene Ontology annotation, cellular component: plasma membrane.
AUGUCAUCUCACCUGUAAAGGUAAAUGGCACGAGCAUGCCAUCGUGCUUGCGGAUCUCUUAAACAUAAAAAUGCGGAAGCUCGUACUCCUUUCGAUUGCUCUCAGUUUUAAUUUCUCGCAUUAGUUAGAGCUGGUCCUCGGCUAUGUGAGGGUAAAAGACGAGACUCCGACGACACUAGCCUGCUUAACUGAUCUGCUUUGGGAACUUUGAUGAGGAUGUUCUUCACUGAUCGAGAGGAAGAUGUGGCUCUGUAUGAGCUGGACAAUGGAAAUGAGCCUUUACUUCCAUCACAGCGUAACUUGUACCUCCCUCGAUUAUAUGACUAUGUCCUGGUGGCUGAUAAAGUGGAGGACAUGGAGGACCAAAUCUUCAAGAAGCAGGAUGCCUUUAUCUGCGAACUGAAACAGAAGAACAUUAAAGUCAAUAGAAUUGAACAUGAUGAAAAGGUGUUCUUCGGUAUCUGUGCACCUGAGGAGAUUUUUACAAGGUACAAGUACUUACUAAAGGUGUCUGAUGCCUGUAACUGGAGUGCAGAGCAAAAGUGUGACUUGUCUGUCUCAAUGUGCACCAGAAUCAGGAUUGUCCACUUUGUCUUGAACAAUACCUUUAUAGGAUCAGGAGAGGGCCUUAGAGACCUGUUGUGUCAAGGUGCUUUUGAGUCCAUCUUCUGUCUGCAUGAGAAAAAAGAGCAGAAAAAACUAAAGAAGAAGUGGGCAAGCUGGUUGGCAGUAAUGAAGCUUUUUCAACAGCCUGUCACUGAUAUCAAGGACUAUUUCGGGGAGAAAGUGGCACUGUAUUACCUGUGGCUGGGCUGGUACACACGCAUGCUCAUCCCUGCAGCUGUUAUUGGUAUUGUUGUGUUCUUGUACGGCCUUGCCUUCUUCAAUACAAGUCCGCUCAUUCAUGAAGUCUGUGACUCCAACAUCAUCAUGUGUCCAAGAUGUGACACAAGAUGCAGCGUGUGGAACCUGUCUGACACCUGUACAUAUGCCAAGGUGAGCCAACUAUUCGACAAUGAAGGAACGGUGGCUUUUGCCAUGUUCAUGGCAAUUUGGGCAACCCUGUUCUUGGAGCUGUGGAAGAGACAUCGAGCUCUGCAUGUGUCAAAGUGGAAAGUGUUUGACUGGUGCGAGGAGGAGGAAGAAUUGAUUUUGGAGAUCGUAAAUAACCCCAAGUGUAAGCCAAAAGAGUUCAGACAUUCCUACCUGCGCAGCAUCGUGGUGCUCCUUUUGGUCACAUUAGUGCUGGUGGUGAUCAUAGGUCUGACCCAUGCUCUGGUCAUCUGCCGUGUUUUAACUGCAACAUUGUUGUCCCAAAGCAAGUGGGAAUUUCUGCGUGAAAAUUCCAGCACAGUAGCCAUGUUAUCUGGAGCAGUGCUGCACUACAUUACUAUUCAGGUCAUGACUCGGGUCAACAAAAUUGUGGCCUUCAAACUGUGUGAGUUUGAAAAGCCCCGCUCUUUUGCAGCCACAGAGAAGCACUUCACCGUGAAGAUGUUCACAUUUCAAUUCUUUACUCUCUUCUCAUCUCUAUUUUAUGUGGCAUUCUUUCUAGGAAGGAUCAAUGGCUAUCCGGGAAAUUAUGUUCGAAUUGCGGGGCAAUGGAGACUAGAAGAGUGUCAUCCAAGUGGCUGCCUUACAGAUCUCUUCAUCCAGAUGGCUGUUAUUCUGUUGCUCAAACAAACAAUCAACAACAUAUUUGAGUUCACAGUGCCCUGGUUAAAGCUGUGUUUUAAGCGGACGAAAGCCAAGACGAUGCGCAGAAAGUGUGGUAACUGUUACCGGAAGGCAUGUCGAGAGGAGGAGGGCAACUUCGACCCAUGUGACCUUUGCAAGCUUCGUAACUGGAUGGAAAACUACGACCUGAAUGAUGUUAAUGCAUUCAGCUUGUUUAAUGAGUUUUUGGAAAUGGUUCUUCAGUUCAGUUUCACCACCAUCUUUGUGGCUGCUUUCCCUCUGGCUCCCUUAUUGGCCCUUAUCAAUAACAUAUUUGAGAUCAGACUGGAUGCCAUCAAGAUGGUCAGCCUUGAGCGCCGCCUAGUGCCCAAAAAGACAAAUGACAUCGGUGUGUGGACUAGAAUAUUAGAAGCUGUUGGGGUGAUGGCUGUCAUUGCUAAUGGUCUAGUGAUUGGGAUUUCCUCUGACUUCAUACCCCGUCUGGUGUAUCGUUACCACUAUGGACCUUGUGCUACCAGCAAUAGUACAAGCCUGGACUGUAUGACAGGAUAUAUCAACAACACUCUGGCAACAGCAUUCAUGUCCAAUGUGCACGUCAAAAAAGACUUCAAGGACUUGUUGGACAAAGAAUAUAAUAUUACGCAGUGCAGUUACAAAGACUACCGCAGCGAUGAAGACCAGAGUCUCACCUCUCAGUUUUGGCUCAUUCUGGCACUACGCUUUGCCUUUGUUAUUCUGUUCGAGCAUGUAGUGGUGAUGUGCAAGUUUAUUGCAGCCUGGUUUAUACCUGACAAUCCCAUCAGAGUGAAAAAUGACAGGCUAGACGACAAACUGAGAAGACUGAAAAAGGAACUUGAGGACGCAACUGAAAUAUAUAACAGCAGAUCCACUGAGGUGUGAACGUUGAAGGUUCAAACCAGAUUCUUUUAUAUCAGAGAUUUGAAAACCUGAAUAAGACUUUACACAAGGAAGAUUUCUGUAUUUGAGAUCAUUAUCUCACUUGUAUCCAUACGUGAGACGUAUCUCUUCAUUAUUUUUAGAGCCAUUACUGGAGCUUUGCUCUCUUUGCAGUUUACAGUUUUCCCUCAGGAUGAGUCACAUUUGCUCUGCUUCAGAGGGAUACAGCAUACAUUUUUGGUUGUAUCAUAAAUUAAUUGUUUCUGAGCAAGGAAAGACAAUGAACCUUUUUAAAAAAAGAACUGUGAAAAUGUAAAAUCAGUAAUUUUUAUUAUAUUUAGUAUGAAACCAGCCUAAAAGUAUCCAUUAAUUUUAUUUUAUGAUGAUUUAUGUUUACUAGAAGAAUAUGUUAACAGGAUAUAUUUAUAUAUUUUGGUGUUUACUUUUAAAAAGCAAGAAAGCUUCAAACAGUCUUUGGCUUCACUGACGUUUUAUGUAAAUCCAAAGACCUGAAUGAGGCAUAAAGGAAUUUAUGCUAGUGUGUGAUAUGCUUUUUACAAUGCUGUCCAUGGCUUUUCUAAAUAACUGUCUUUCUCAUUAAAUACAAAUAUAUAUUGAUAUUGUAUUAUUGAUGUAUUCAUUAAUUAUGUUCCAGAAAUGAAGUAAUGGGGUGAAAUAAAUGUUGAAUUUGAAAUAAAACUGACAAAACAUUUCCUCCA